CCACACCCUCACCCCCCUGUGAUAUAUAAACUGAGCUCCCAGCUGGCACCCACUCAUUCUGUCACAGCCAUGGCACCUCCUGGGGCAAAGAAAGGGCUUUUAGAGCGUCUGGAUGCUGGGGAAGUGGUCAUCGGAGAUGGAGGCUUUGUGUUUGCACUGGAAAAACGAGGCUAUGUGAAGGCCGGACCCUGGACUCCAGAGGCGGCAGUGGAACAUCCUGAGGCAGUGCGACAGCUGCACCGGGAGUUUCUCCGAGCCGGGGCCAACGUCAUGCAGACUUUUACUUUCUACGCCAGCGAUGACAAAUUGGAAAACAGGGGUAAUUAUGUGGCUACAAAGAUCACGGGCCAAAAAGUCAACGAAGCAGCCUGCGACAUUGCCCGAGAGGUGGCUAAUGAAGGCGAUGCUUUGGUUGCAGGAGGCGUGAGUCAGACGCCAUCAUACCUCAGCUGUAAGAGUGAAUCGGACGUCAAAGCCAUCUUCAAGAAGCAGUUGGACGUAUUUAUAAAAAAGAAUGUAGACUUUCUCAUUGCCGAGUAUUUUGAACAUGUUGAGGAGGCCGUCUGGGCUGUCGAGGUUCUCAAGGGGUCUGGGAAGACAGUUGCCGCUACCCUGUGCAUUGGUCCAGAAGGAGAUCUGAAUGGCGUUCCACCAGGAGAAUGUGCCGUCCGAUUGGCCAAAGCUGGUGCCGCUGUGGUGGGAGUGAACUGCCAUUUUGAUCCAAUGACCUGCGUUGCUACAGUGAAACUCAUGAAGGAAGGUUUGGCAGCUGCUAAGGUGAAAGCCCAUUUGAUGACGCAGCCUCUGGCAUAUCACACACCUGACUGCGGCAAGCAAGGUUUUAUUGACUUGCCAGAAUUUCCUUUCGCCUUGGAGCCCAGAAUUGUCACCAGAUGGGACAUCCAUAAAUAUGCCCGAGAUGCCUAUAAUCUUGGGGUGCGAUAUAUUGGGGGCUGCUGUGGAUUUGAGCCAUAUCACACAAGAGCAAUAGCUGAGGAGUUGGCCACAGAAAGGGGAUUCCUGCCUGAAGGCUCAGAGAAGCACGGGAGCUGGGGAAGCGGGCUCGACAUGCAUACCAAGCCAUGGGUUCGAGCCAGGGCCAGGCGAGAGUACUGGGAGAAGCUCCCCCCUGCUUCCGGAAGACCAUACUGCCCUUCAAUGUCAAAGCCAGACGCCUGGGGAGUGACCAAAGGAGAUGCGGAUCUGAUGCAGCAAAAAGAUGCAACUACUGAAAUGCAACUGAAAAACCUGUUUGCGAAGCAGAGCUUACAAUCUAACUAACACGAUUAUCCCCUAAACUCUGAAUGGCAGCAAAUUAAAUCUAAACUGCAGCUAAAAUAACCAAACUGGCCUAGGAACGAGUUUCAGUUUUAUUUCAGACCGUUUUGGUAAAAUUCUGAGCUUGGGGAAUAAACCUGUAAGAGAGCACCUUUCAUGCUCUUCAGCAAAUAUCUUACCUCCACACAAAUGUAAUACGUGUUAGUGAUUUUCUACAUUCAUUAAUCAAACAUAUCAAGAUUUUAGGACAAUAUAAAAACUAGCAAAUAAAUAAAUAACCCCAUUUUUU
Molecule: messenger RNA, 1567 nt
Organism: Pelobates fuscus (common spadefoot toad)
Lineage: Eukaryota; Metazoa; Chordata; Amphibia; Anura; Pelobatidae
Product: betaine--homocysteine S-methyltransferase 1
Exons: 8
Coding region: 70-1281 (403 amino acids)
Biological process (GO): L-methionine salvage
Cellular component (GO): cytosol
Molecular function (GO): betaine-homocysteine S-methyltransferase activity; zinc ion binding
Source: RefSeq, a predicted model, not a curated record